AUGUAUGGGGUCAAAGCUCAGAUCCGAAGGAUUACUGAGGCUGGAGAAAUUCCUUACACUUAUCUGGUAUCCAAUGGCUUUGCUGGCUACUUUCCUCCUACCAUGGGACAAUUACAUUUGAAUACAACCUCUCCUCCUAGAGAUAAAGUAGUCAUUCUUGGAGAUGAAAAUCCCAAAGCAAUUUUUGUCAGGGAAGAAGAUAUAGGCACAUACACCAUCAAAGCUGUAGAAGACCCACGAACCCUAAACAAGAUCCUUUACAUGAGACCCCCUGCCAACAUACUGUUUUAUAAUGAGUUGGUUUCCUUGUGGGAGAACAAGAUUGGCAAUACCCUUGAGAAGACAUAUGUCCUGGAGGAUCAACUUCUCAAGAACGUCCAAGAGGCUCCACCCUUCUUAAGCCUCCUUUUGACAAUCUUCCAUUCUAUUUUCGUAAAAGGAAAUGCUACAAAAUUCGAGAUUGAAGCUUCUUUUGGUGUAGAGGCUACUGAGCUCUAUCCAGAUGUGAAAUACGCCACUGUGGAUGAAUACCUCAAUCAGUUCAUCUGA
Messenger RNA from Ilex paraguariensis (yerba mate), 549 nucleotides. Lineage: Eukaryota; Viridiplantae; Streptophyta; Magnoliopsida; Aquifoliales; Aquifoliaceae. The record is from the annotation of a GenBank genome assembly.